AUGGCAAGUCGUGGCCAAAAGCGUACUGAGGUUGACGAUGAAUUGCCGGCGGAUAAGCGAGCAUGUAGUUCUUUGGAGUUUAGACCGAGUUCAUCGAACUCUUCUGCUCAAACCCAUAUGAAUUCUAUGAACUCAACACCUGAAACCAAUGACCAUGAUAUGGACACUACAUCCUCUGCUUCAGCGUCUAGCCGGUCCGAGGGAGAACAUGAGAAGGAUUCAGCAUAUGGGUCUUGUGAUUCUGAUGAUGCAGACCCAAGACACAGUGAACUCCGGGACUAUCAGAGACGGAGAUCUUCGGGUGAUCAUGGAAAGUUUAAGAGGAUCUUAUCAUCUUUAAGUGAAGAGACUGAUCCUUCUGGCCAGUUAGCUGUGCUCACCGAGCUAUGUGAAGUCCUAUCAUUUUGUACAGAGGAUUCGCUAUCCGGGAUGACAUCAGACUCAUUAUCACCGCUUCUUGUUCGUCUCGCUAGGCACGAGACUAACGCAGAUAUCAUGCUAUUGGCUAUAAGAGCUAUAACUUAUUUAUGUGAUGUGCAUCCUAGAUCAUCGGCCUUCCUUGUCCGACAUGAUGCAGUUCCUGCUCUUUGCCAAAGACUUAUGGCUAUUGAAUACUUGGAUGUAGCUGAGCAGUGUCUACAAGCAUUGGAGAAAAUGUCACGGGAGCAACCACUUGCGUGCUUACAGGCUGGGGCAAUAAUGGCUGUUCUGAAUUAUAUUGAUUUCUUUUCGACAAGCAUACAGAGAGUUGCCCUUUCCACGGUGGUGAACAUUUGUAAGAAACUUCCUUCUGAAUGCCCUUCACCUUUCAUGGAGGCUGUUCCUAUACUAUGCAAUCUUCUCCAGUACGAGGAUCCUCAGCUUGUCGAAAAUGUUGCUGUUUGCUUGAUUAAAAUUACAGAACGAGUGAGUCAGUCUACUGAGAUGCUGGAUGAACUUUGUAAGCACGGGCUGAUUCGUCAAGUCACGCAUUUUAUGAACUUGAAUAACCGAGCAACUCUAUCCCAACCAAUUUGUAAUGGUUUAAUAGGGCUACUUGGAAAACUUUCUUCUGGUUCAGUUGUAGCCUUCAGGACUCUAUAUGAGCUCAAUAUAAGCAGCACUUUAAAGGAUAUAUUAUCUACAUAUGAACUCUCACAUGGAAUGUCAUCUAGUCAUGUGGUGGAUGGGCAUUGCAAUCAGGUAUAUGAAGUUUUGAAGUUGCUAAAUGAGCUUCUACCUACUUCAGCUGGAGAUCAAGAUGAUCCACAGCUGUUAGAUAAGGAAUCUUUUCUAGUUAAUCAACCUGAUCUACUGCAAAAGUUUGGGAUGGAUAUACUUCCCUUCUUGAUUCAGGUUGUAAAUUCUGGUGCCAAUUUAUAUAUUUGUUAUGGAUGCUUAUCUGUUAUCGACAAGUUAAUUUCUUUGAGCACAUCUGACAUGCUUGUGGAACUGCUUCAGAAUGCCAACAUUUCAAGUUUUUUGGCUGGAGUAUUUACACGAAAGGAUCCCCAUGUGUUGAUUUUAGCUCUACGGAUCACUGAGCUUAUCCUGCAAAAGCUCUCUGAUUAUUUUUUGGACUCUUUCAUAAAAGAGGGCGUCUUUUUUGCCAUUGAUGCACUGUCAACACCAGAAAAGUGUCAACUGGUAACCCUGGAAAAAUGUUCGAGGCUGGUGUUCCCAGUGUUCAGUGGCACACAGCCUUUGUUUGAUCCUAGUCAGAAGUCUGCUUCAAGGGAGGUCCUGAGAUGCUUAUGUUACGCUUUUGCUACUGGUAAAUCACCAUCGGUGUCAGAGACAGGAAGCUGCAUGCUUGAAAAGGAUUCUGUAUAUAAUCUUGCAAAGCAUAUAAGGACCACGUACUUUGCACCAGAAUUGUAUGACCCUGGGAAAGUAUUAACUGAUGUUCUUCAGAAGCUUAGAAAAUUUUCUGCUGCAUUAAGUGAUUUGAACACAUCCAUGAAUAAUGAUGCUCUUGAUCAGCAUGAAGAAAGGUUCUAUGGUAUAAUGCGUCAAGUAAUGGAAAAGCUUGGUGGAGGAGAACCCAUUUCCACUUUUGAAUUUAUUGAAAGUGGAAUUCUGAAGUCCUUAAUGACUUACCUGUCCAAUAGCCAGUACUUGAGACAAAAGGGGGAAGUUAGUGCUGUUAACACUGAUAUCUAUUCUGUAGAAAAAAGAUUUGAGGUGUUUGCAAGGCUAUUAUUUUCUCCUUCAGACCUUCUCUCUGCGGACGUACCCAUAAUAACAUUGAUACGGAAGUUACAAAAUGCACUAUCUUCUUUGGAAAAUUUCCCUGUUAUUUUGAGCCAUAUGCCCAAGUUAAGAAGUUCUUAUGCUGCAGUUCCAUACGGACGUCGUACAACGUAUACAUGUAUUAGAGUUCGUUUUGUGAAAGACAAAGGGGAUACAUACCUAUGUGAUUACUCAGAAGAUGUUCUGACUGUUGACCCCUUUUCUUCAUUGCAUGCCAUUCAAGAAUUUCUGUGGCCUAAAGUCAAUGCAAAAAGAACCAACCACAUUAAAUCAGCUACACGAGUUAAGGGGCAAUCUGAAAGUCCACCACUUCGAUCACCAUCUAAUGCAAGCUCUAGUCAAGGGGGAAGCCCACAUCCUAUGGACCCUGAGAGCAUGUCAAUGGACUUACCUGAGUUGCAGGAAACUGCGGAGAAACUAGUGCAAUGUCCAUCUGAUGAGGAUACUGAGAUGGAAGAACAGUGUCCUGCAUCUUGUAGCAAUGAAGGUUCUUCUUCGAAACUGUUACUUUACCUUGAUGGGCAACAGCUGGAGCCGGCAUUGACACUAUACCAAGCAAUUCUGCAACAACAAAUGAAAGAACAUGAAAUUGUCAUUGGUGCAAAACUGUGGAGUCAAGUAUACACAUUAACAUAUAGAAAGGCUGAAGGACCAGAUGGUACUCGUAAAGAAUGUCUUUAUUCAGCAGAAAGUUCUGCUGUAUCAGAUAAAGUUGGGGUGUAUGAAUUGUAUACUUCAUUUUUCUCCAGCAUGUUUUCUUGUGAGCUUGCUUCUGACUUAGAGAAGUCAAGUCCUACUUAUGAUAUAAUAUAUCUUCUUAAAAGCUUGGAAAGCAUGAACAAGUUCAUCUUUUAUCUGAUGUCUCAUGAGAGAAUAUGUGCUUUUGCUGAAGGGAAAAUCAAUGACUUGGAUAAUUUUCAGAUGUCAGUUAUUCCAGUGCCACAGAAUGAGUUUGUAAGCAAUAAAUUGACAGAAAAACUGGAACAGCAGAUGCGGGAUGCUUUAGCUGUGUCCAUUGGUGGUAUGCCUUUGUGGUGUAAUCAGCUGAUGACAUCCUGCCCUUUUUUAUUUAGUUUUGAGGUCAAGUGUAAGUACUUUCGGUUGGCAGCAUUUGGUCCACUACUAGUUCAACCUCAUUCACCAUCUUAUAGGGAUUCAGGGGUGGCAAGUGACAGGCGUCUAAGCUCUGGAGGCAUGCCUCGAAAGAAGUUUUUGGUUUUCCGCAACCAAAUUCUUGAUUCUGCUGCCCAAAUGAUGGACCUGCAUGCCAGUCAUAAGGUACUUCUUGAGGUGGAAUACAACGAAGAAGUUGGUACUGGCCUUGGUCCAACAUUGGAAUUCUAUACCCUAGUUAGUCAUGAGUUUCAGAAGUCUGGUCUGGGCAUGUGGAGAGAGGAUCAUGGGUCUUUUAUAUCUGGUACAACCCAUGCUGAGGAUACUGAAAUUUUGAUAUGUCCUUUUGGUCUUUUCCCUCGUCCAUGGUCAUCCACUUUGGAUACAUCUGAUGGGAUACAGUUCAGUGAAGUAAUUAAGAAGUUUGUCCUUUUGGGGCAAAUUGUAGGAAAAGCGCUUCAGGAUGGGCGAGUCUUGGAUCUGCAUUUCUCCAAAGCCUUCUAUAAACUUAUUCUUGGGCAGGAACUUGGUCUGUAUGACAUCCAGUCAUUCGAUCCUGAGCUUGGCAGGACACUGCUAGAGUUUAAGGCUCUUAUAGACAGAAAAAAGUUUAUGGAAUCUGUACAUGGAGGAACAACAUUCAAAUUUGACUCAUGCUUUCGGAAAACCAAAAUUGAGGAUCUUUGCCUUGACUUUACACUUCCGGGUUAUCCUGAUUUUGUUCUUUCUUCUAGGCCUGAUAAUAAAAUGGUAAAUGUAACAAACUUGGAAGAUUAUGUUUCAUUUGUGGCGGAUGCAACUGUAAAGGCUGGAAUUACUAGACAAGUGGAAGCUUUCAAAUCUGGUUUCAACCAGGUUUUCCCUAUUGAACAUCUUCAGAUAUUCACUGAAGAAGAAUUAGAGCAUUUACUAUGUGGAGAACGUGAUUCUUGGGCUUUCAAUGAGCUCCUUGAUCAUAUCAAGUUCGACCAUGGCUACACUGUUAGCAGUCCUCCCAUUGUUAAUUUGCUGGAAAUCAUACACAAGUUUGACCAAGAACAGCGAAGAGCGUUUCUGCAGUUUGUGACUGGGGCACCUCGCCUACCUCCAGGAGGUUUUGCAUCUCUCAGUCCGAAGUUAACUAUUGUUCGAAAGCAUUCUAGCAACUGUGCUGACUUGGACCUACCAAGUGUAAUGACUUGUGCAAUUAUCUUAAGCUGCCACCUUACUCUUCAAAAGAGAGAAUGA
Molecule: messenger RNA, 4572 nt
Organism: Prunus armeniaca (apricot)
Lineage: Eukaryota; Viridiplantae; Streptophyta; Magnoliopsida; Rosales; Rosaceae
Source: the annotation of a GenBank genome assembly